AAAGCGAGGGCGCGGGUGUACGCAUGCGCGGCCAUGGCCGGCCCAGACUGGAGGAAGCGAGCGCUGCCGAUGCUGGCGGGGGCGGCGCUGGGGUCCGCGCUCGCCGCCGAGGUCCUAGCGCUAUUGCUGCUGCGGCGUCGGGGGCGCGCCGAGGAGCGGUUCCCUUUCUGGACGCUGGCGGCGCUGUUGGGCUUGCUCGGGAACGCGCUGGAGGGCGCGCGCCGCUUCGUCACCGCCUCGCCCAGCACGCGCGGCGUCAUGCUCGCCGGCGCGGGGCAAGGAUGGGAUUACUGCUAUUCCUGCCAGUCCCACGUUCCUCCCCGCUGCGGCCACUGCUUCUCCUGCAACGUCUGCAUCCUGCGCCGUGACCACCACUGCACUUUGCUGGGCCAGUGCCUGGGCUACCAGAACUACCGCUACUUCCUCGGCCUGCUGCUCCACGGCGCCAUCCUCCUCCUGUGUUGUGCCGUUCUCAAUGCCGACGUGGUGUGGACUCUACUGCAGGAGAAACCCCUGGCCCAGACGGUGCUCCUGCUGAUCUUGCCGUGGCUGAUGCUGCUGACUGGGCAAGUGAACUUCACGGCCUUCUUCUUUGCCAUGGUGACCGACGCUUGCCUGGUGGGCUGCCUCUUCUGUGCCGGGUUCCUGCUCUUCCACGGCCUGCUGGUGCUUCGGGGCCAGACCACCAAGGAGUGGUUCGAAGGCGACCGCAAGUAUGACAUCGGUUGGCGGGGAAACCUCCGGGAAAUCCUGGGCGAACGCUGGCACCUCGCGUUGUUCACCCCUUUCGUGGCUUCUCCUUUGCCGGGAGACGGCAUCACUUUCCGAACCCGGCCUCCCAAAUUGGAGCCCCUCCCCAAAACCCGCGACCUCUAAAGGGUUCCUGCGCUGUUUGACGGGAGAACAAUGGCGGUCUCGACUUGGAACACCGAUGAUUUUUAAAAA
Anolis sagrei ordinatus is the source of this 945-nucleotide messenger RNA. It is a transcript of the gene ZDHHC24, whose product is annotated as zinc finger DHHC-type containing 24. Gene Ontology annotation, cellular component: Golgi apparatus; endoplasmic reticulum. The record is from RefSeq and is a predicted model, not a curated record. Gene Ontology annotation, biological process: peptidyl-L-cysteine S-palmitoylation; protein targeting to membrane. Lineage: Eukaryota; Metazoa; Chordata; Lepidosauria; Squamata; Anolidae. Gene Ontology annotation, molecular function: protein-cysteine S-palmitoyltransferase activity.